AUGGUUGCCGAAGAGGUGGCGGCCUACAAGCCCAUCUCGUGGUGGCACGAGGAGAAGCCGUCAUGGGCACGUCAACUGACGCUGAAGUUUCUAAAGCUCAACGGGCCGAUCCCCAACCACGUCGCGGUGAUAAUGGACGGCAAUCGACGCUACGCACGUGGGCACCACAUGGCCACCGUUGUCAAGGGGCACGAGCGUGGCUUUUUACAACUGCAAAAGGUCCUGUGCUGGUGCAGGGAUAUGGGGAUUCACGAAGUCACCGUGUACGCCUUUUCCAUCGAGAACUUCAAACGCUCCCAAGAAGAAGUAGACGGACUGAUGGACCUGGCCGAGGAGCAGUUCGCCAAGCUUUUACAAGAGAGCGAUGAGUUGGACGACAAGAAGGUAUGCUUCCGUUUUUGGGGGCGACUCGAACUGCUGCGGCCAACGUUGCGGCGUCUUCUCGUGGAAGUGGAGAGAAGGACGGCCAACUACUCUAGGUCGAUACUCAACAUCUGCAUAGCCUACACGGCCAAGGAUGAAGCCCUACGUGCGGCCCAGUUGAUAAAGACGGCUUCCGAAGCGGGGUUAAUUGAUGACCAACAAGUGAACAUGCCAGUGCUCCGAGAGUGCAUGGAUUCCCGACGAUCCCUCGACCCGGAUUUGAUAAUCCGAACCAGUGGUGAGCAGCGCUGGUCGGAUUUCAUGUUGAUUCAGGGGUGCUUCACGCACGUCCACUUCUCCAACGUUCUUUGGCCCGAAUUCGAGCACCGCCACCUAUUCUGGGCCAUCUACGACUACCAACGGCACUGCCGGGGGAUACAGGCAUUGCCCCAUUGUGAUGAUCUGCCGAGUGACUGUGUGCCCGAUGAGUUGCAAGAUUUCAUCGCUGCUCGUCACGAAAAACGCCUCCAAAGCCUACUCGAUGAC
Molecule: messenger RNA, 909 nt
Organism: Mesorhabditis spiculigera
Lineage: Eukaryota; Metazoa; Nematoda; Chromadorea; Rhabditida; Rhabditidae
Source: the annotation of a GenBank genome assembly